UUGUGUAUGAGAAAGUAAUGAAGAUCUUAGACUUCAAUCAUCGUGCAUGUUGUCCCUUGAACUACUCAUUCCAAAAUUGUGAUUACUCAGCCUGUGAGUUCACAGACAUGCCUGAUGAAGCUGAUCUAGUUUUGGUUAAUGGAGCUCGCCUCAAAACUCUGAAACUGCCUCAACGACGUCAAGGGCAACUGUGGAUGAUGUAUACAAAAGAGCCCCCUCAUUUCAAAAGAUUCAAAUACCUAGCCCGAAAAGACUUCAUUGACCAGGUCAACUGGACACGCUGCAUUUUUCGUGACUCCACAUUCAGGGGUCACUAUGGAGCGCUAGAAAAGAGACCUCCACCUGAUAAAGAUUAUGAAAAGAUUUAUGCUGACAAGAUAUACCAAGCUGCCUGGUUUGUGUCCCACUGCUACAGCCAGUCUCGCAGAGAUGAAUAUGUCAAACGGAUGCUUUCUGAAAUCGAUGUUCAUAUCUUUGGCAAAUGCGGCAACAGAACAUGUGGAUCCCAUGGGCUAAAGCUCAAGCUGUUGGGUACAACAGACGCCUGCCUUGACCAAAUAUCUGUAAAGUAUAAGUUCUAUUUAUCCUUUGAGAACUCCAUGUGCUCUGACUAUGUCACGGAGAAAUUCUACAAACUCUAUGAAAAUAUUGAUGUCAUUCCGGUGGUCCGAGGCGGAGCAAACUACACUGAACUGGCUCCAGCUGGGAGCUAUAUCAAUGCCGGAGACUUUCAUUCUCCAGAAGAACUGGGGAAAUACUUGAGGCAUCUGUCUGAGGACAAACAGGAGUAUAUCCGCAUGCUAAAGAUUAAAGACAGGUACAUCAAUACAUUUCCCAAACCACCAUACCCAUGUGAACUAUGCAAAGCUCUGCACACUCGCCGACAUGUUCCAUCAACAUAUGAGAACAUUUACAAAUGGAUGACAGAUCAUUGCUGGGAACCAAAUGACCUCUGA
Molecule: messenger RNA, 956 nt
Organism: Candidula unifasciata
Lineage: Eukaryota; Metazoa; Mollusca; Gastropoda; Stylommatophora; Geomitridae
Source: the annotation of a GenBank genome assembly